UAUUGUGUUGCGAUACUGGGAGUCGGAUAGACAAUGGCCACCGCACCAAAGGUUACCUUUUGUUCUUCGAGCCUUCAUCAUCUGUGCAGGAAGGCACCACCUUCUCUCGCACCGAGAUCUCUGUCGACCAAUUCCUCGACGUGCUUCCAGUUCAGAACCUUAACGUCUGUCUCUGAUAGCCGUCGUUUUUUCAUUGCGUGCCGGCGGUUUACAGUUCGGGCGGAGUCUGAAAACGGCGCGGAGCCUCGACACUACGAUUUCGACCUUUUUACGAUUGGUGCCGGGAGCGGUGGUGUGCGGGCGUCGCGUUUCUCUGCAAGUUAUGGUGCUUCUGUUGCGAUCUGCGAGCUUCCGUUUGCUACUAUUUCUUCCGAUAAAGCUGGUGGUGUCGGCGGAACAUGUGUACUUCGGGGAUGUGUUCCAAAAAAAUUACUUGUUUUUGCAUCCAAAUGCUCCCAUGAUUUUGAAGAGAGCUGUAACUUUGGAUGGAAAUAUGAGGCCAACCCUACUCAUGAUUGGAGCACCUUGGUUGCUAACAAGAAUGCUGAGUUGCAACGCCUUACCGGAAUCUACAAGAAUGUUCUGAAAAAUGCAGGUGUAGCAUUAAUUGAAGGUCGUGGAAAGGUUGUAGACCCACACACUGUAGAUGUGGAUGGGAAACUAUACUCAGCAAGACACAUACUAAUAGCAGUUGGUGGACGGCCGUUCAUUCCUGAUAUUCCUGGAAGUGAGUAUGCUAUAGACUCUGAUGUGGCCCUUGAUUUACCCUCAAAACCUGAGAAGAUUGCAAUAAUUGGGGGUGGGUACAUUGCUUUGGAGUUUGCUGGCAUUUUCAAUGGUUUGAAAAGUGAGGUGCAUGUGUUUAUCCGGCAAAAGAAAGUUUUAAGAGGCUUUGAUGAGGAGAUCAGAGAUUUUGUUGCAGAACAGAUGUCUGUAAGAGGAAUUGAGUUCCACACAGAGGAAUCACCCCAGGCAAUUCUAAAAUCAGUAGAUGGUUCACUAUCUCUGAAGACCAAUAAAGGAACUGUUGAUGGUUUCUCACAUGUCAUGUUUGCAACAGGGCGGAGACCAAACACAAAGAACUUAGGACUGGAUAUGGUUGGGGUGAGAAUGACCAACAGUGGAGCAGUAGAGGUUGAUGAAUACUCCCAAACAUCAGUUCCUUCAAUUUGGGCGGUAGGUGAUGCUACUGAUAGGAUAAAUUUAACUCCAGUUGCAUUGAUGGAGGGGGUAGCAUUUGCAAAAACUGCUUUUUGCAAUGAACCAACAAAACCAAACUAUAGAGCUGUACCAUCUGCUGUUUUUUCCCAGCCACCUAUUGGACAAGUUGGACUUACCGAGGAACAGGCUAUCCAACAAUAUGGUGAUGUUGAUGUCUUCACCUCCAACUUCAGGCCGCUGAAGGCAACCGUAUCUGGACUUCCAGACCGGACCUUCAUGAAACUUGUAGUCUGUGCAAAGACAAAUAAAGUUCUAGGGCUUCACAUGUGUGGAGAAGAUGCACCAGAGAUUGUGCAGGGGUUUGCAGUUGCAGUAAAAGCUGGAUUAACUAAGGCAGACUUUGAUGCCACAGUGGGUAUUCACCCCACAGCAGCUGAGGAAUUUGUUACAAUGAGGACGCCUACUCGAAGGAUCCGAAAGGACCUUCCAUCAGAGGGAAAGAUUGAUGCAAAGGUCAAAGCCAAAGCGAAAGUUUAGCAUGAGAUCCAACAACCUCUGAAGAAUCUGGUUCUGUUCAAACUGGUUCGGCCCAAUUUUAAAACAUUGGACUACCCCACGAGCAAUGCUCCCAUGGUAAAUCAUCUAUGCUAAGAACCUACUCAGUAAGAUUAUAUCUGGUACAAUUUUUUUUUCUCGUGUAUUUUUUUUGUCAUCCUUUAUGACUCAAAGUUAGAUCAAUAUAAUAUAGAUCAAAGAGGAACUUUCUUCCAGCCAGAUUUGUCUUUCAGCAUUUAUGUCGGACCAAUCAAAUAAUUUCAACUGCAGCCUUGGAAAAUUUCUGCAUAUAGAUGUAUGCUGAUGAUUUACCUGGCAAUUACUUUGCAUUUCUUCUUGCAUAAGUGCAAUUUCCUGGCUUUCUGGGGUUACUAUAUUCCUUGGAUAAAUUGCCCAACAGUAUAAGGCACAUGUAUAAUAUUCUUAACUAUUUUUAUUUUAGUUAAACUGUAAUCUCUUGCAGACAAGAUGUGGAACAGAAAGAAAGAUAUGGAUUCUUGAUAUUUGUCUUGAUUAAAAUUUCUGAGGCCUACAGUGUUUGCAGACAUAUUCUUUGUUGUGGAUUAAAGAUACUUGUAAAAUUGCUCUGAUUAUGGGCCUUGCAC
Nelumbo nucifera (sacred lotus) is the source of this 2321-nucleotide messenger RNA. Lineage: Eukaryota; Viridiplantae; Streptophyta; Magnoliopsida; Proteales; Nelumbonaceae. The record is from RefSeq and is a predicted model, not a curated record.